AUGCCCAGCAGCACUUCCCUGUCCAGAGACAGCGAUGCCCACCAGCUGCCAGAGGCGGGCCUGCACGGGCUGCACCGCGCGGCCGCCCGUGGCGACCUGGCCCGGCUGAGGCAGCACUGGUGGCUGAAGAAACGAGGCAAAAACCGUCGAGACCACGCAAAGCGGACACCGCUGCACCUUGCUUGUGCGAACGGCCAUGCAGACGUUGUUCGAUUCCUGGUGCAAGAGAAGUGCCUGCUGAACCUUUGUGACAACACUGGCAGAUCGCCACUGAUGAAGGCAGUGGAGAACCAGCAUGAAGAAUGCGUGGCGAUUCUGCUAGAGCACCGUGCCGACCCAAACCUCAAAGUUUACAGAGGCAACUCUGCCCUUCACCUGGCUGCCGCAGCUCCUAACACAUCUCUAGCAGAGAUGUUAGUUGAGCAUGGUGCACACCUUGAAGCAAAGGACUGGGAGGGAAAUACCCCGCUUCUUCUUGCCAUCUCCAGCCAUCAUAAAGAGAUGGUAAAGUUUCUUCUUCAAAAAGGAGCGAAUGUGUGUGCUCAAAAUUUGUUUGGAAGGACUGCUCUUAUGCUUGCCGCUUCUGCUGGGGAAACAGAUGUAAUAGAGCUACUUCUUUCCUACGGUGCCAACAUUACUUGCAAGGAUAUUGCUUGUGACACGGCUGUGGAUUAUGCUCUCCGGUCGGGACAUUUUGAGUGA
Molecule: messenger RNA, 702 nt
Organism: Cygnus atratus (black swan)
Lineage: Eukaryota; Metazoa; Chordata; Aves; Anseriformes; Anatidae
Product: ankyrin repeat domain-containing protein 7-like
Exons: 5
Coding region: 1-702 (233 amino acids)
Molecular function (GO): protein binding
Source: RefSeq, a predicted model, not a curated record